Messenger RNA from Brassica rapa (field mustard), 1646 nucleotides. Its product is annotated as phosphoenolpyruvate carboxylase kinase 1. The record is from RefSeq and is a predicted model, not a curated record. NCBI's taxonomy places the organism in Eukaryota, Viridiplantae, Streptophyta, Magnoliopsida, Brassicales, Brassicaceae. Gene Ontology annotation, molecular function: ATP binding; protein kinase activity. Gene Ontology annotation, biological process: protein phosphorylation.
AAAUUACACCUACAAAUAUAAACUGAUUGACUUUCAAAUAGAGAAACUGAUAUUAAAACCACUAAAAAUAAAAAUAAAAAGUAAUAAAAAUAAAAAGAAAGCUUAACAGAAAAUCGUAUGUGAUGGAAGGAAGAAAAAAACCUGUAGGCAUCAAAAAGAAUAUUCCUUGAGAAUUUAGCCUAUUAAUAACGUAAAGCCGACUCCAAACCUCCUCUUCUUCUUAAACACAACUCAACACCCAACAACAACAACAACACAACCACCACCAUAACAAAAAUCAAAUACUAUGACUUACAGCCAAACACUCGGACACAACAACAACAACAAUAACGACAACAAGUACCAGAUCUGCGAAGAGAUCGGUCGUGGACGCUUCGGUACCGUCACGCGCGUCUACGCUCCGGCCACCGGAGACUUCUACGCCUGCAAAACCAUCGAGAAGAGCUCUUUAACAGACGAUCUCGACCGUGCCUGCAUCGACAACGAGCCGAAACUCAUGGCUCUCUUGUCGUUUCACCCCAACAUCGUCCAAAUCCACGAUCUGGUCGACACGGACUCGACCCUCUCCAUCUACAUGGAGCUGGUCGAUCCCUCCGUCUCGAUCUACGACCGUUUAGUUUCCUCCGGGACCUUCUCCGAGUCCCAAACGGCGUCGUUCGCGAAACAGAUCCUCCAGGGGCUCGCGCAUUGCCACCGAUACGGCGUCGUUCACAGGGACAUUAAACCGGAGAAUAUUCUCGUGGAUUUGCGUAACGAUACGGUUAAGAUCUGCGAUUUCGGGUCUGGGGUUUGGUUGGGUGAGGGCGAGACUACCGAAGGUGUGGUGGGGACGCCUUAUUACGUGGCGCCCGAGGUUCUGAUGGGGUACUCGUACGGAGAGAAGGUUGAUCUGUGGAGUGUUGGAGUUGUUUUGUACACGAUGCUCGCUGGAUCUCCGCCUUUUUACGGGGAGACGGCGGAGGAGAUUUUCGAGGCGGUGCUCAGAGGGAAUCUGAGGUUUCCGCCGAAGGUGUUCAGGGGAGUUUCGUCGAUGGCUAAAGAUUUCUUGAGGAAGAUGAUUUGUAAAGAUGCUUCUCGAAGAUUCUCAGCCGAACAAGCUCUCCGACACCCUUGGAUCCAGAGAGCAGGAGAAGCAGAGGAGAGAUUCAUCUGAAAAAAGUGUUUGGAAUGGAGAUUCGGAUAUAAUAAAAUGAAAAGAUGAGGCGAAUAAAUAAAGUAGUUACGGAUUAGUAAUAAAAUCAUCAGUAGUGCUUAUCAGCUUUCUUGGUCUAACAGGUGUUUGUGUCAGUGUCGGCAUGUAAAUUUUGGGUAUGGCUUUGUAAACUCCGCUUUCUAGACAGAAGACUCUUCUGGAAGAAGGCAUAAAAAAAAAGGAGCUAAAUAAAAAGAGGUUGAUGCCAAAGCUGGGAUGGCUUCUUCGUCUGAGUAGUGUUUGGCGAUGAGUUUUUUUUUUAAAUUUCUUUUCGCUGAUAAGUCUUUAGCUAAUGUGUAGGGUAUAACCAUAUUUUCCGCCUUUUACGGGUUUUUUAAUCCUUCUGGGAUGUGUAAAAGGACGAGAGAAGAGUUGUACUCUCUUUUUUUUUGCUUUAUCAAUAAAAUAAGCUGUUAUGUUCAUUUUACUUAUUUGAAUUCUUUUUUUUUUGUAA